UUGAAUUGAAGCUAUUACCGCAUUCAGUUUUUUCAGUUUUCAAGAAAGAAAAAAAAAAGAUAAUGGCGCAAGUUCCUGACAAUGAUAGCAGUGAAGAGACGAAUUCCAGGUUCCACACGGCGUUGUACGUUGGGGAUCUUGACGAGACCAUCGACGAGAGCCAGCUCUUUAUUAUCUUCGAUCAUGUUGCAAAAGUCCUUUCCGUUCGAAUUUGCCGCGACUACGCAACUGGGAAGUCCCUUGGUUACGCCUACGUGAAUUACAGUAGCCGUUACAAUGCCGCUAAAGCAAUAAAAGAGCUAAAUUUCAUUCCGGUGAAUGGCAAAACCAUUAGGGUAACGUAUUCUAAUCGGGACCCCAGUGUUCGUAAGAGUGGUAGAGCUAACCUUUAUGUAAAGAAUUUGGCUCCGUCAAUCUAUCACAAGGCUCUAUACGAUCUCUGUUCGUCUUUUGGGAAUAUUCUAUCUUGCACGGUUGCAACGGAUGCUUCUGGCCAGUCUAAAGGUUAUGGUUUUGUGCAGUUUGAGAGCGAAGCAUCUGCAGGAGAAGCGAUUGAAAAGUUAAACGGCACGCUGCUCAAAGAUAAAAAGAUCUAUAUGGGUCCUUUCGUGUCAAAGCAGGACAGAGUGAAUAGUGACGCAAACUUUUCAAAUGUUUAUGUUAAAAACCUGUCAGACACAAUAACGGAUGCUGAGUUGCAGAAUAUUUUCGGAGAAUAUGGUGAUAUUACAAGUGCUGUAGUGAUGAGACAUACAGAUGGUAGAUCAAAAGGUUUUGGUUUUGUGAAUUUUGCAAAUGCAGACAAUGCUGCUAGAGCUCGGGACGGUCUUGAUGGACAGACCUAUCAUGGUAAGACUUGGUGUGUUAGAAGAGCCCAGAAAAAAACUGAAAGGGAGCGUGAACUGACAGAGCAAUAUGACCAGAAUAGGGGGAUUUUCUCUCGUAGGCAAGGUAGAAACUUGUAUAUAAAGAACUUGGACGGUAGGAUUGAUGAUGACACUCUUAAGAAAAUUUUCUGUGAGUUUGGUAUAAUAAUCUCAGCCAAGGUUAUGAGAGAUGCAAAUGGAAGAAGUAAAGGAGUUGGAUUUGUUGCAUACUCAAGUCGGGAGGCAGCAAAUCAGGCUAUUGUGUUGAUGCAUGGUCGAGUAGUUGCAGGAAAAUCUCUAUAUGUUGCCUUUGCACAGAAAAGGGCAGAGAGAAGAGCAAUGUUAGAGGCACAUUUUUCACAAAAUAGGGCUGCUCCACCAGCACCUUUUCCUGAACCUCAAUUUCCAAUGUAUCCUAUACGGGCUCCUGCGCUAGGAUCACGAAAUUUAAAUAGCCAAACACAUCAAACUUUAAUAUCACAAGAAGAACUUGAUUACCACCUGCAGAAUCUUCCUCGCUUAGAGAUGGCAACUGGUCCUCCAUUUUCAUUCUUAAUGCCUCAGCGUGGACCCCCGCGGCCAAGAGGACACCGACCACCAGGUCUUGGGCAACCGCUCGCGUCACACCAGCAGGUCUUAUUCCGUAUUCCUUUGGUCAUUGCAUUGUAUUUUCCAUUCUCUACUUCUGAUGUGGAUACUUGUUACUGUGGAUUUCAGAUGAUUCCACGGGGAAAUUUUUUUCAAGGUCCUCGUCGCCCCAACGUGCAAAAUAGUGAAAUGGUCCCCUUUAACCUUGUUCAGCCAGUGCCACCUCAGACCUUGGCAUCAGCCGUUGCCAAUGCUCCUCCUGUAGAGCAGAGGAAUGUGCUUGGUGAAAUUUUAUUCCCGUUAGUGCAAAGGCUGGUGCAUAAUGCAGCACCAAAGGUUACUGGUAUGCUUUUAGAGCUGGACCAGGCUGAGGUGUUACAUAUGAUUCAGUCAGCAGGUGCUCUGGAGGAAAAGGUUGCGGAGGCCAUCGCUGUACUGAGACGACAUGCAGAAGAGCGAUCAAACAGGCGCUGAUCAACUCGCCUAUCUCUCUCUCAACGAACGCCCUUAGCUUAGAUUCUCUC
Molecule: messenger RNA, 1978 nt
Organism: Vigna umbellata (rice bean)
Lineage: Eukaryota; Viridiplantae; Streptophyta; Magnoliopsida; Fabales; Fabaceae
Source: RefSeq, a predicted model, not a curated record